Aaosphaeria arxii CBS 175.79 is the source of this 554-nucleotide messenger RNA. RefSeq lists its product as uncharacterized. The transcript has 2 exons. NCBI's taxonomy places the organism in Eukaryota, Fungi, Ascomycota, Dothideomycetes, Pleosporales. Bases 47 to 466 code for a protein of 139 amino acids. Gene Ontology annotation, biological process: regulation of DNA-templated transcription. The record is from RefSeq and is a predicted model, not a curated record. Gene Ontology annotation, molecular function: zinc ion binding; DNA-binding transcription factor activity, RNA polymerase II-specific.
CAAUCCUUUAUUGUACAAUGCGUCUUGAUUCUCUCCAGCUCUAUACAUGCGUCGGCCCGUGGCAUAUAAAGCAGCCCGAGCCUCGCAAUACAGUACUGUACUUUGGUUUAUUUCUCUCCUACCCAAUUCCUCUGUUCAUCUCAAGAUGUCUGUACCACCACAGCCAUCGAGCAGACAAACGCCACCAACGGGUUCCACUCGCAAACGACCACCUCUUUCACGUGAAAAAUGCAAUCGCUGUCGAAGGGACAAAGUCAAGUGUAUGCCCAUCGAGCGUCGUUGGCCUCAGAAGUGUAAUCGAUGCAUCGAGAAAGAGUUCGAAUGCUCCGAAAAUACGCAUGCGGAUGGGAAAAGGAAAAAAAGGGGUCGACUCGAGUCACCGUCACCACCAAAAUCUUCAGGCGGCAGCAACAGCGAACUAGAGCCCCCUAGAGGCCGGUAUCAGGAUCAAGUACAAGACUUGUAAGCCUUCUACAUUGAUUUCUCAGACGUUAUCUGAAGCAAAAGCUCGUUGUCAGACUAAACCUUCUCGGAAUCUACGGAAUGAUGUGUGC